UACAGUAACAGAUGGACUUAGAGGGAUUACAUGAUUCAGGAUGGGUUUGUGAAAUAAAUUCCCAAGAAAGACAGAAAAGAGAGUAGAGUGGUGUGGAGACAGACACUCAGUCGCUCCAUCAAUCUUGCAUCUCCGUCCGACUAUUGGCCGGGAAGAUUAACGGGGGGAGUGCAGCUGGAGAGGUAAGGGUCACUGAUGCUCAUCCUGGAGGAGGAAUACUGGUGACAGACGCAGAGGGAAAAGACGAAGAGGGUGGUGACACAGAGCAUCCGUUCAAGAUGGAGCAACUAAAAUCAACCUCUUAAGGAGCUUUUUGAUUAAGGAUAACCAAGGAUUGUAGAUUUAGAGGAUUGCAAGAGGUGACAACUAAAAGUGUUGUUUUACUGUGGUAGUUACCUCAUGUUUGAUCUGAAGCACUACAAGCGACAAGAAGAAGGUCUUUGGUAGAGGCUGUGGGCUGAUAUUGUGGGAGGCAUUGCAUGAGAAAGACAGAGUCAGCAGACAUGAGUCCAGCAGUGGAAUGAGUGUCAGGGUCAGGCCUGAGUGUGUUAAUCAGGAAGCAGGGAGAUAUUAGCCUGACUCACAGGAUUACUUAUUCCUCCAUAACCCCUCUUUACAAACACAGGUGGAGGACUUAUGUGACCUCAGGUAGUUUUAUGACUCAAGGGCCAUUCAACAAAGUUAGAUGUCACCAUAUGGACACCCUGGUUUUAGCCUUUAUGUGUCCCAUUCAACCAUUUAAUUUCUCUGUCUUACCAGGCGAUGAAUUGCGUUUAAGGAUGUGCUCUAUCUCUUUAGAUAUACAACUCUUAAUGAUAAAUUCUAGUAUUUUUAAAUGACCUUAUGCUUUCUCGGUUUAGUCACACUGAUCUAAGUGCACACAAGGGGGUCUACAGGUGCUGAGGUCAGGGGAUGUAUGGCCACAUCAGUCACCACAGGGAUCAAUAGGAGGAUAUCACAUUAAAGCUGUCUGGCCAGCAUACUGUUGUGUCCUUGCAUCCCACUGUUCUCUCCCAGUGUGAACCAUCGUCUACCUAAAUCCCCUCUUGUUCAUUUUUUUGGUUACAUCCUUUUUUGUCCUUUCCCACAUGUAUCAACUUCAGAGCAUCUUAUCCCACUCCCUCCCCUCUCGCUCUCUCCAUUUUCCUCUCUUUUAAUCACGCUGGCUUUACAGUAUUCGCUCUUCUAUCUGUACUAUUACAUCACGUUUAUCUUUGCUUUCCAUUUAAACCUGGCAGCUCAUCACCUCUUAAAACCACCCCAAAGCAUCUGUCCUACCCUCCCGGCUCCAUCUGUGACUGCAGUCAUACCCUCUGUCCCAUUUGUCCUUUUCCCACGUGCAGUAUCCCUCCCUCCCCCUCUCUUUGGCCUCCACCCUGCCUCCCUCUUCUGUGUGGCCAUGCUGGAGCGUAUGUCCCGUCGCUCUCGCUCCCUGCUCUCCCUGACCUUGACCACUCUGGCUCUGGCCCUCUCCAUCCUGGCUCUUUGCACCUCUUACUGGUGCGAGGGCACUCACAAGGUGGUCAAGCCCCUCUGCCUGUCGCCUGUCAAAAUGAAGAACUGUGGUCAGAACAACAGCGAGCCUUACACCACAGAGAGUCCCACUCAGAACCCCUUCAACCGCACACUGUCUCCAGCCAGGAGGGACGAGCUGGCCAAGAUCAGACAGAGGCAGCUGGCCAAUGCGGUUCACUACAUCUGGGAGACAGGAGAAGACAAGUUUGCUUUUAGAUACUUCCACACCGGUUUCUGGGAAAGCUGUGAGAAACACAGCGAUGGGGAGAAAUGUCGAAGUUUUAUAGAGUUAACACCUGGAGAAACACAAGGUGUGCUCUGGCUGUCAGUUAUUUCAGAGUUUACAUACAUUGGCCUGCUGGGGAUGGGCUUCUUACUGAUGUGGCUGGAAGUCUUGUGCUCCCAUAAAGAGAUGCACUCGCUAAAAAUCAAUGCCUAUGCAGCAAUCUGUACUGUGUUAUCAGGUCUUCUUGGGAUGGUGGCCCAUAUGAUGUACACCACAGUAUUUCAGAUGACAGUCAUUGUGGGCCCCAAAGACUGGAGGCCUCAGUCCUGGGACUACGGCUGGUCAUUUGCUCUUGCCUGGGUGUCCUUCAGUUGCUGUAUGGGGGCCGCUGUGGUCACACUCAACUCCUACACAAAGACCAUCAUCGAGCUCCGUCGCAAACAGAGGCUCCGUUUGGAGGAAGCAAGAGCCGCCACUCAUGCUCCUUCCUAUGACGAGGUCGUUCCAGGUGGCGGGCUCUACUCUGUCAGCGGCCUAUUGCAGUGUCCAGACGGCAUGAUUGACAUAGCGUGGGCCCCAAAUGGCAGUGUGGUUGGGGUAGGAAAUGGGGAUGUACCGACAUUGGUUUUAGUAGGAGGCUGUGGGCCAGAGGGGUGUGAAGACUGUGAGAGAGAGAUGGAUGAGAUGGAGGAUGCCAUGGACCGAGUUGAUUCACCUUGUUAGGGGAUCAUUUACAUCCAUCAACUAAAAGGGCUGAAAAACUGACAGAGGAAGGACACCUUCACCGUGCUGGAGAAGGAUCAAUGUGAGCAAACUUUGACUUUCAAUGAAGUUGGGACAUACUCAUUGCGCUUGAAGGCCAGUGAAAUCAAUACAUAUCAAAAUGUAAAGACUGCAGUCUAUGCAUAGGUCACACUGACAUGCAAGACAGCAUGUUUUCUGGGUAUUUCUCAGUGCCUCAUGGUAGGAAAGUCUCUAUAUGUAAAAGCAUAUAAAUGUUUAUAUUAUUUUAUUGUUUAUAUAUUAACAUGCAAUGCAUCAGGACAACAUGAUCAUGUCAUUGCAUAGAUGGGAUGGAUGCUUCUUCUCCUGUUGAUACCUAAACAGAACAACCUGUCCUUUAGAGUAAAUAUACAAUAUAUUCUCAUUUAUCUGUGGGACAUUCAAUAUGUUUCAUGUUUUUUCAAGCUCUUCUCUCUCUUGUGACAAACCUUUGACAGAUACAGCAUUUUGAUGCAAUGCAUGUAUACCAGAAGCUACAAACAAACACAGUCUCUCUGCAGAUGCACAGACAAACCCAUACGAAAGACACAUAGAGAUAGAAAGAUUACAGAGAUUUUGAAAAGUCUGCUCUCUGAUGUUGAACAGAAGAUUAUGUGUAAACCAGUAAUCCUGAGUUGGAUGGAAAGUGAGGAGAGAUGGAAGGCAUGUGAAAGGAUGGAGAGGGGUGGAGGGGGGAGCGGGUUGGGGGGUGGGGGGGGGUGCAGAAUGAAAGUUGGAAAGAAACGCAGGCAUGCACACCCACAGACUGCACACACACACACUUCUGCACCAUGAAAACAUCACACAUUCAGGGAAAUAAUUGUUUCAAAAUGGAUAUUACAUUCUGGCAUUUACUGUGUUUAACGUACAACAACUUCUAAAGCUAAAUAAAUGUACCUACAUUUACCUUAAAUGUCUGUAGGUUAUAUAUAUUAUAUAUAUAAUCCUGGAUUUAUUGUCUGGAAUAAAUACAGUUGAAAACUUAA
Siniperca chuatsi (mandarin fish) is the source of this 3489-nucleotide messenger RNA. Its product is annotated as germ cell-specific gene 1-like protein. The record is from RefSeq and is a predicted model, not a curated record. The transcript has 8 exons. NCBI's taxonomy places the organism in Eukaryota, Metazoa, Chordata, Actinopteri, Centrarchiformes, Sinipercidae. Gene Ontology annotation, cellular component: plasma membrane. The coding region runs from base 1400 to 2464 and encodes 354 amino acids.